CCGGUACAGCUUUUUCUAGCUAGCUUUCCGACGCUUCGUAAAGCUGAGGCAACGCAGGCUCUGCAGCGAGUACAAAGCGGAUGCUGAGAGCGCAGCUCUCCCGGUGCAUGGUCUCCAUGGCCACGCGCGCGUGUGUAUCGCGGGACAGCACGGGAUCGGCGGCUGGCGGGCCAGUGGAGGCCACCAUCCGCGCCAAGUUGGAGCAAGCCCUGAGCCCCGAGGUGCUGGAGCUGCGCAACGAGAGCGGCGGUCACGCCGUCCCAGCAGGCAGCGAGACGCAUUUCCGUGUGGCGGUGGUGAGCUCUCGGUUCGAAGGGCUGAGCCCCCUGCAACGGCACCGGUUGGUUCACGCGGCGCUGUCGGAGGAGCUGGCUGGGCCGGUACACGCACUGGCCAUCCAGGCGAAGACCCCCGCCCAGUGGAGGGAGAACCCACAGUUGGACACUAGCCCCCCCUGCCUAGGUGGAAGCAAGAAAACUCGAGGGACCUCCUAAUAACAGAUUGGGAGAACAACCAUCCGGAUGGGCCGAAUGAAAAUAAACCACUAAAUCACUACUACCUCAUACCUUGAUUUGUAUGGACCGCUACCCUUUCUGCUAACAUACACCAUGCAGAGGUAAAGAAGCUCCUGGCCAGCGAAAGCUAAGCUAGAGAGAGCAGCUACUCACAACUGCCCUUGCUUGGGCUAGUCAAGAAGGGCUGCCCGGUUGAUGAGUCGGAAAGGGCCAUGAAAAUAAAAGAGAAGCUGCC
This is a messenger RNA of Chionomys nivalis (European snow vole), 750 nucleotides long. It is a transcript of the gene Bola1, whose product is annotated as bolA family member 1. Gene Ontology annotation, cellular component: mitochondrion. NCBI's taxonomy places the organism in Eukaryota, Metazoa, Chordata, Mammalia, Rodentia, Cricetidae. Bases 81 to 494 code for a protein of 137 amino acids. The transcript has 2 exons. The record is from RefSeq and is a predicted model, not a curated record.